ACACCCGUUGACGUUCCCUUCGUUGUCGUUCUCGUCCUCGCCGUCGUCUCAGCGGCGAGGUGGGUGUCGUGAUUCCUCCUCCUUAGAACGCGGACAACCGCGGCGACUCCGAGGGAUGACAACCAUGGGGUCCUUCCAUGCCGUCUCCGGGGGCUUCGUUCUCCUCGUGGCCACGGUCGUCCUACUGCCCGCCACGCAUCACACACCGUUUGCAUACGCCGCAACUGCCGGCGGCAGUAUGCUGGGCGACGUGAACAUCUCUGCGAUACUGGAUUCCUUCUCCGUCAGUUACGAUAAAAGAGUAAGGCCGAACUACGGAGGUCCGCCCGUGGAGGUCGGCGUCACCAUGUAUGUCCUCAGCAUCAGCUCCGUGUCCGAGGUGUUGAUGGACUUCACGUUGGAUUUUUACUUCCGACAAUUCUGGACGGACCCACGACUCGCGUUCAAGCCGCGACCAGGCGUCGAGACGCUCAGCGUCGGUUCAGAAUUCAUCAAGAACAUUUGGGUACCCGACACCUUCUUUGUCAACGAGAAGCAGUCGUACUUUCACAUCGCUACCACCAGCAACGAGUUCAUUCGCAUACACCACUCGGGAAGCAUCACGCGUAGCAUACGCUUAACGAUUACAGCAUCGUGUCCUAUGAACUUGCAAUAUUUCCCGAUGGACCGGCAAUUGUGUCAUAUCGAGAUCGAGAGCUUUGGAUACACAAUGCGCGAUAUUCGGUACAAAUGGAACUCCGGCCUACAGUCGGUCGGCAUCUCGAACGAGGUGGAACUACCGCAGUUUCGCGUGCUCGGUCACAGGCAACGACAGACAACCAUACACCUAUCUACAGUCGGAUACACGAUGAGGGACAUCCGGUACAAGUGGAACGAGGGCCCGAACAGCGUCGGGGUCAGCAACGAGGUCUCCCUGCCUCAGUUCAAGGUCCUCGGUCAUCGUCAACGUGCCAUGGAGAUUAGUCUUACCACCGGGAAUUACUCGCGGCUGGCCUGCGAGAUCCAGUUCGUACGGUCGAUGGGCUACUACCUGAUCCAGAUCUACAUACCCUCAGGGCUGAUUGUCAUAAUAUCGUGGGUGAGCUUUUGGCUAAACCGAAACGCGACCCCCGCUCGGGUGGCCCUCGGAGUAACCACUGUGCUCACUAUGACGACCCUAAUGUCCUCGACGAACGCGGCGCUACCAAAGAUCUCCUACGUCAAGUCCAUCGACGUCUAUCUGGGCACCUGCUUCGUCAUGGUCUUUGCCUCGUUGCUCGAGUACGCCACGGUGGGCUACAUGGCGAAGAGGAUUCAGAUGCGGAAGAAUCGGUUCCAAAAAAUAGCCGAGAGCAUGAAGGCGGCGAGCGAAAAUCCAGGACCGCCGCGCGUGCCCGGCGAUCAUGGCGAUCAUGCGCCUAAGCAAACUGAGGUGCGGUUCAAGGUGCACGACCCAAAGGCACACAGCAAAGGUGGGACGCUCGAGAACACCAUAAAUGGUCGCGCCGAUGAGGAAUCGGCGGGCGCGCCGCAACAUAUUAUUCAUCCUAGCAAGGACAUCACCAAGCUCUACGGCAUAACGCCGUCGGACAUCGACAAAUACUCCCGCAUCGUAUUCCCAGUAUGUUUCGUUUGCUUCAAUCUGAUGUACUGGAUCAUUUACCUCCACAUCAGCGACGUGGUCGCGGAUGACCUCGUGUUGCUCGAGGAGGCCAAGUAAACGACGACGUCGCAGUGCUCCGAAUCGAGAAGGAAGAAGGGCAAAAGAGUGCACAGAAACGAGCAUUCUUAUGGAACGAGGACCGUUUCGCAAAGGAGGAAGCGAAAAUGGUUCGAGGAAGAUAAAUCGAGACGCGCUCGGUGACUACUUCGGGACGGGAGUAGUAAAAGCGAGUAGAGAGUAAAAGCGACCGACAUCCGAGACAGCCGUACUAGCUCGCAGACCAGAGAGGUGCUUUCAAAAUAUGCGCUUAGGUCCAUCUCGAGAGCGCGGUAACCACUUCUCUACUGGAAGUAGUAGCGAACAAAUACGGGCAGCCGCGCGGUUGCCUAGGCGCGGAGUAGGACUACUUCGCGAUCACCGGCAGGUAGAAACGGAUAAACGACUCAUCGCUCCGGCAUGGCUUACCAAACGCCCGCUCCCACUACUUGCGCGGCGUCGUGGCUACCGCAAUUUCUACCGGGCAACAUGCUCUCGUUCGUCAAUCAGCGAUCGGGCACGCGUAAGCCUCGGCUAUCGUCGUUGUCCACGAGGCGUCUUCGUUAAAGACUCAAUAUGUAUACAUAAAAAAAAAUAUAUAUAUAGGUCGCGCGAUACAUAGAAAUAUAUAUAUAUAUAUCGCGACGCAAACGGAAACGGCAAGCAGGAGCUCAAUCGCGAAGGCGAAUCCACGAGCAUACAUACCAUAAAACAUUGCCAGUGUGCGUGCGUGCGUGUGUGUGUGUGUGUGUGUGUGUGUGUGUGUGCGUGCGUGU
Mycetomoellerius zeteki is the source of this 2454-nucleotide messenger RNA. RefSeq names its product Resistant to dieldrin (gene Rdl). Gene Ontology annotation, cellular component: membrane. The transcript has 11 exons. Gene Ontology annotation, biological process: monoatomic ion transmembrane transport. The coding region runs from base 116 to 1699 and encodes 527 amino acids. Gene Ontology annotation, molecular function: extracellular ligand-gated monoatomic ion channel activity; GABA-A receptor activity. NCBI's taxonomy places the organism in Eukaryota, Metazoa, Arthropoda, Insecta, Hymenoptera, Formicidae. The record is from RefSeq and is a predicted model, not a curated record.